AUGGAGGCCAGAUUUACUUCAUCACUACAUGUUUUUGUAAGAAGUGUUGACAAGCUGAAUACACCGAGCAAUACUAGGAACAGCCAUGGGGACACCCAGUGUACUAGGAACAGCCAUGGGGACACCCAAAAGACUGUGGACAGCAAUGGGAACACCCAGAGUACUGUGAACAGCCAUGGGGACACCCAAAAGACUGUGAACAGCAAUGGGAACACCCAAAAGACUGUGGACAGCAAUGGGAACACCCAGUGUACUAGGAACAGCCAUGGGAACACCCAAAAGACUGUGGACAGCAAUGGGAACACCCAGAGUACUGUGAACAGCAAUGGGAACACCCAAAAGACUGUGGACAGCAAUGGGAACACCCAGAGUACUAGGAACAGCCAUGGGGACACCCAAAAGACUGUGGACAGCAAUGGGAACACCCAGAGUACUGUGGACAGCAAUGGGAACACCCAGAGUACUGUGGACAGCAAUGGGAACACCCAGUGUACUAGGAACAGCCAUGGGGACACCCAAAAGACUGUGGACAGCAAUGGGAACACCCAGUGUACUAGGAACAGCCAUGGGGACACCCAAAAGACUGUGAACAGCAAUGGGAACACCCAAAAGACUGUGGACAGCAAUGGGAACACCCAGAGUACUGUGGACAGCAAUGGGAACACCCACAGUACUGUGGACAGCAAUGGGAACACCCAGAGGACUGUGGACAGCAAUGGGAACACCCACAGUACUGUGGACAGCAAUGGGAACACCCAGAGGACUGUGGACAGCAAUGGGAACACCCAGUGUACUAGGAACAGCAAUGGGAACACCCAGAGUACUGUGAACAGCAAUGGGAAAACCCAGAGUACUGUGAACAGUAAUGGGAACACCCAGAGUACUGUGAACAGCAAUGGGAACACCCACAGUACUGUGAACAGCAAUGGGAACACCCAGAGUACUGUGAACAGCAAUGGGAACACCCAGAGUACUGUGAACAGCAAUGGGAACACCCACAGUACUGUGAACAGCAAUGGGAAAACCCUGAGUACUGUGAACAGCAAUGGGAACACCCAGAGUACUGUGAACAGCAGUGGGAACACCCAGAGUACUGUGGACAGCAAUGGGAAAACCCAGAGUACUGUGAACAGUAAUGGGAACACCCAGAGUACUGUGAACAGCAAUGGGAAAACCCAGAGUACUGUGAACAGCAAUGGGGACACCCAGAGUACUGUGAACAGCAAUGGGAAAACCCAGAGUACUGUGAACAGCAAUGGGGACACCCAGUGUACUGUGAACAGCAAUGGGAACACCCAGAGUACUGUGAACAGCAAUGGGAAAACCCAGAGUACUGUGAACAGUAAUGGGAACACCCAGAGUACUGUGAACAGCGAUGGGAACACCCACAGUCCUGUGAACAGCAAUGGGAACACCCAGAGUAAUGUGAACAGCAAUGGGAACACCCAGAGUACUGUGAACAGCAAUGGGAACACCCACAGUACUGUGAACAGCAAUGGGAAAACCCAGAGUACUGUGAACAGCAAUGGGAACACCCAGAGUACUGUGAACAGCAGUGGGAACACCCAGAGUACUGUGGACAGCAAUGGGAAAACCCAGAGUACUGUGAACAGUAAUGGGAACACCCAGAGUACUGUGAACAGCAAUGGGAAACCCCAGAGUACUGUGAACAGCAAUGGGGACACCCAGAGUACUGUGAACAGCAAUGGGAAAACCCAGAGUACUGUGAACAGCAAUGGGGACACCCAGUGUACUGUGAACAGCAAUGGGAACACCCAGAGUACUGUGAACAGCAAUGGGAAAACCCAGAGUACUGUGAACAGUAAUGGGAACACCCAGAGUACUGUGAACAGCAAUGGGAAAACCCAGAGUACUUCUGUAGAGAGCAAUGGGAACACCCAGAGUACUGUGGACAGCAAUGGGAACACCCAGAGUACUGUGAACAGCAAUGGGAACACCCAGAGUACUGUGGACAGCAAUGGGAACACCCAGAGUACUGUCAACAGCAAUGGGAACACCCAGAGUACUGUCAACAGCAAUGGGAACACCCAGAGUACUGUCAACAGCAAUGGGAACACCCAGAGUACUGUGAACAGCAAUGGGAACACCCAGAGUACUGUCAACAGCAAUGGGAACACCCAGAGUACUGUGGACAGCAAUGGGAACACCCAGAGUACUGUCAACAGCAAUGGGGACACCCAGAGUACUGUGAACAGCAAUGGGAACACCCAGAGUACUGUGAACAGCAAUGGGAACAUCCAGAGUACUGUGAACAGCAAUGGGAACACCCAGAGUACUGUGAACAGCAAUGGGAACACCCAGAGUACUGUGGACAGCAAUGGGAACACCCAGAGUACUGUGAACAGCAAUGGGAACACCCAGAGUACUGUGGACAGCAAUGGGAAAACUCAGAGUACUGUGAACAGCAAUGGGAACACCCAGAGUACUGUGAACAGCAAUGGGAACACCCAGAGUACUGUGAACAGCAAUGGGAACACCCAGAGUACUGUGAACAGCAAUGGGAACACCCAGUGUACUGUGAACAGCAAUGGGAACACCCAGAGUACUGUGAACAGUAAUGGGAACACCCACAGUCUGUAG
Messenger RNA from Oncorhynchus nerka (sockeye salmon), 2601 nucleotides. RefSeq lists its product as uncharacterized. The record is from RefSeq and is a predicted model, not a curated record. Lineage: Eukaryota; Metazoa; Chordata; Actinopteri; Salmoniformes; Salmonidae. The transcript has 2 exons. The coding region runs from base 1 to 2601 and encodes 866 amino acids.